This is a messenger RNA of Mobula hypostoma (lesser devil ray), 3699 nucleotides long. Its product is annotated as voltage-dependent anion-selective channel protein 1. The transcript is spliced from 9 exons. Gene Ontology annotation, cellular component: mitochondrial outer membrane. Gene Ontology annotation, biological process: monoatomic anion transmembrane transport. The record is from RefSeq and is a predicted model, not a curated record. Lineage: Eukaryota; Metazoa; Chordata; Chondrichthyes; Myliobatiformes; Myliobatidae. Gene Ontology annotation, molecular function: voltage-gated monoatomic anion channel activity. Bases 144 to 995 code for a protein of 283 amino acids.
CGGCAGUCCCCCCUCCGCGCAUGCGCCCUAGCUGUGCCUGCCGGUGUGCGCUGCUGAGUGUUUCGGAGGGAGGGAGAUUGCCGUCUGCCCGACCCUGCAGUCGGUGUGUUCAGUAGAGUGGUAAGAGUGUUCCUCCAGAUAAAAUGGCAGUUCCACCAGCUUAUGCUGAUCUUGGGAAAGCAGCCAGAGAUGUUUUCACCAAAGGAUAUGGUUUUGGUUUAGUAAAGCUGGACUUAAAAACAAAAUCGGAAAAUGGACUGGAAUUCACAAGUGCAGGCUCUGCCAACAUGGAUACUUCCAAAGUUGCUGGCAGUCUGGAAACAAAAUACAAAUGGGUGGAUUAUGGACUGACAUUCACAGAAAAAUGGAACACAGAUAAUGUUUUGGGAACUGAAAUUACUGUUGAAGAUCAGCUUCUGAAAGGACUGAAAAUUGGAGUUGACUCUUCAUUUGCACCUAAUACAGGGAAGAAAAGUGCGAAAAUUAAGACCGGUUACAAGAGGGAACACAUCAAUUUGGGAAUUGAUGUUGACUUCGAUGUUGCUGGCCCAGCUAUACGUGGAGCCUUUGUCUUUGGUUUUGAUGGAUGGUUAGCAGGAUAUCAAAUGACCUUUGAAACUGCAAAAUCCAGAGUCUCCCAGAGUAACUUUGCUGUGGGUUACAGGACAGAUGACUUUCAGCUCCAUACUAAUGUGAAUGAUGGUACUGAAUUUGGUGGCUCCAUUUAUCAGAAAAUCAGUGAAAAUCUUGAAACUAGUGUUAAUCUCGCUUGGACAGCAGGGAAUAGCAAUACCCGAUUUGGAAUUGCAGCAAAAUACAAGAUUGAUGCCGAUGCAACGUGCUCGGUUAAAGUGAACAAUUCAAGUCUCAUUGGACUUGGAUAUUCUCAAAUACUAAAACCAGGUAUUAAACUAAGCUUGUCAGCACUGCUGGAUGGCAAGAAUAUUAAUGGUGGUGGUCAUAAACUUGGCCUUGGAUUUGAAUUUGAAGCAUAAACCAAGAAAUAGAAAGAACCUACAAUCAGUAAAUUUCCAAAUAUUUUCCACAGUAGCAAUCCGAAGAUCCUGUUUAUAUUUUUGUUGAGCCAUUUGCCCAAACAUAGUAAAAUCAAAUUAUCUUCUUUGGAGAUUGUCCUCUGAAGAAUAGAAUGCAUUUUCAAAAUGUCAUUAUGACUAUUUAUUGUAUCCCUUAGAUAUAUGCAGUUCACUAUUAAUGUCUAUUUUCCCUUCUUGGUAAAGACUGGUUGUAUGUGGUGUAAAACAAAACACUAUUAUUGUUGGUUGAAAUUGUGGUCCUUAUCCUUGCACCUUCUGGAAAAAGUUGAUGCAACAUAGCCAUAUGGAGAGAUUUGUAUGUUUUCAGCAGGUAUUUGUGAUGUUUGGGCUUAACAAAGUUAAAAAUACACACAAAAGAAAUUUAGUGUCCCAUCUUUUUACUUCCCUGUUGUGCUGUUCGUUUAAAGUGUCGUCUUCCAUGUUCUGGAGAUAGCUAGGAAAAUUAGUUCCUGAAUCCCAAAUUGGACUAUAUUUAGUAUUAGAAACGCAAAGUGGAACAUAUUUAAUAUUGUGUGUGUGGCGUUAUUGAAGGCUAUAACAACACUAAAAAAGUACCUUAGAAAAUGGUGAAGGGCCCAUAUACAGAUGUAAGCCAUACAAAAUUACCAUAUACAUGUCUUGAGAAUCUGGAAUCAUUUAUAAUUAUGGCCCAAAAUUAUUGCAGAAGUGCUGCAGAAUGGUUUCUACUCAGCCUAUCAUAAAUACCCAUGGCCAGAGUUAAAUAAGGAAACCCUGGUGAGUGUAUUUUGGGCAUUCGCUUGGAGAAAUGUGGGAUAGGAAAAUAACUUUGGGAAGGAACUCAUUACAAGGUUUGUAUGAUUGAUAGAUCCCUCUAUUUCUGUGCCAGUCUGUUUAUUUUCCAGGGUCAGUCCUGUUAUCUUUAGUCUUCCACAGUGGGAAGCGCUUACAUACAAUUUAAAGGUAUCUGUGUUGGAGGUUUCAGACUGGCUGAGACUAAGCAAAUUUCUAAAGUGGGGCAUCUUGGGCUUGUUGCUUUUGAAGUAAGGUGCUACGUUUGGGUGGGUAUUCGGUGCUUUUGUACAUUUGUCAUGACGAAUUCUGUAUGAAGAAUCAGCUGUAUUGAAUUUGAAUAACCAAAGUGUUGAAGUAUUGAAAUUUUGACACCUGCUAUCUCUUUAGGGUAUUUUUUUAAAAUGAAAGUUAGCAUACACAGUCAUUCUCUUCAUCUGAAGUUGGCUGUUCCUUUUAUUUGAGUUGAAAUAUUUGCAGUGUUUGUAAUGUGUGAAAGUAAUUCAGCAAAUAUGAGAAUGUGGUAAGGAAUAAUGAAUUCAAAAAUAAAAACAAAAUGCUGGAAAUUUUCAAGUCAGACAGCAUCUGUGUAGAGAAUCACUUAACUUUUCAGGUUGAUGACUGAACUAAUUCACAAGCAUUUUAAUUGAACCAGGUUGUUUAAACUAGGUACUUGCAACCAAAUUAGUAUUUUUGUUCAUCACAAGAUAUAAAUAUGCUCAUCAUUCUGUUAUAAUUUUGCCACCACUCUUUGCUGCCCAAUUCUCGCCAAAAUGAACAGCUUUUAAUUUGUCUCUAGGUUUCAUCUAUAGCAUCUCUAUGUGCUUAACUAUGUAGUAACUUUCAUUUAAUUACACUUGAAUGGCGGAAAGAGUUGCAUGCACUCAAGUAGCUUACCUACUGUGGUUGCUUAAACUAUUUAAAAAACAAAAACUUUCUGCACAAGUUUAAACAGUUUUCUUUGGAAUGGACAACCAGCAUUCCAGGAUUGCUUGUUUAUAAAUUAGCUUUGUAAAAUUGAAACCAUUAAAAUUCUUGUAAAAGUUUAAAUUGUAUACAGCUUUAUUUGGAAACGAUAUGAAUUACUACAUUGUUUCCAUUGUAAUGCAAAAAUUUAGAGAUCUCGAGAAGCAUUGGUUCUUUGUAAAAUCUUCCCAUUUAAAAAGUAAAAUUGUUGUAAUUUCUGGAAUCUCAGUGGUGUUUAACCAAAAGCUAAAGUAAAAUUCAUCUUAGUUAGAAGUGCUUAAGUAUAAAUGAUGUGCCCUUUAAUGUCUUUCCAGUAAAUGGUGACAGUUCCAGUCGAAUAUCUAAUAAUUUAAUUGUUAAUGAUUUAGUUAAUUGUAGUUCCUGCAUUGUCUGAAUUAAUGGAAGAUCUCAGUUUCAGGACCUACUAUACAAGGUCGCUUAUAUCUUGCCAAUUGUGAAUUUGCUAAGAAUUUUAAAUAAUAUAUAAAUUUAAAAUUAUGCAGUUGUAGGAGAUCUAAUAUAUGGUCGAAAAUUCUGCAAAAUAUCCUGCAGGUACCAUCAGUAACAAGGAGAUUUUAACUCACAUUUGAGUUUUAACACUACAUAACCCAUCAAUAUGCUGUCUGAUCUGUUAAAUUUUUCAAUGUUCUGUUUUUAUUCUAACCUUUGUAAUGUCAUCCUAAAGUUGUUAAAAAUAAUGUGGGUAUAAAUGUGGAAUUUAUUUCAAAAAGGGAAUUGAUGUCAUUUUUGAAAACUUGUGACCAGAUUAUAAGAAUUUUAAACAACAAAUUUAUUCCUUUCAAAAUUUAGGCCUUUCAGAACUCAGGAACUUCUCCGGAAAGUAAAUUAUAGAACUUUUCUUGAUCCUCAAAUUCGAAAGUAUAAAUUCUUUAACUUGUAUUAAAAUAAUCCUGUCUCUUUUGCUAUA